CGCCGCCCGCCCCCACCGUCGCGUGUGCCCGCGUGUGCGCAGGGCAGGGCGGGCGACCCCGCUGCGGGCCCGAGGCCCAGCCGCGAGCGGCCGCCCGCGCCUCCCUCCUCCCCGUCCCGUCCCCCUCCGCGGGGCCUUCUAUAUGGGCCACCUUCUCUCGAAGGAGCCGCGUAACCGCCCGAGCCAGAAGAGGCCUCGCUGUUGCAGCUGGUGUCGCCGCCGGCGCCCUCUCCUCAGGCUGCCCCGCCGGACGCCGGCCAAGGCGCCUCCCCAGCCGGCGGCGCCCCGGAGCCGGGACUGCUUCUUCCGCGGGCCUUGCAUGCUCUGCUUCAUCGUGCACAGCCCCGGCGCGCCCGCCCCCGCCGGCCCAGAGGAGGAGCCGCCGCUCUCGCCGCCGCCGCGGGACGGGGCCUACGCCGCCGCCUCUCAGCACCUGGCGAGACGCUACGCGGCCCUGGCCGCCCAGGACUGCGCCGCCGCCGCCCGCCGCUUUCUGCUGUCCUCGGCCGCCGCUGCUGCCGCCGCCGCCGCCUCCGCUUCGUCGCCCGCCUCCUGCUGCAGAGAGCUGGGGUUGGCCGCGGCCGCCGCCUGGGAGCAGCAGGGCCGGAGCCUCUUCCUGGCCAGCGUGGGGCCCGUGCGCUUCCUGGGGCCGCCCGCCGCCUUGCAGCUCUUCCGGGGGCCGCCGCCGCCGCCGGCCGAGCCCCCCGCGGGCCCUGAGAUGGUGUGCAAGCGGAAGGGGGCCGGGGUCCCCGCCUGCACCCCUUGCAAGCAGCCCCGCUGUGGCGGAGGGGGCUGCGGCGGCGGGGGCGGCGGCGGGGGCGGGCCUGCGGGGGGAGGUGCCUCUCCGCCGCGGCCCCCCGACGCCGGCUGCUGCCAGGCCCCGGAGCAGCCAGCGCCGCAGCCGCUUUGCUCCCCGCCCUCGUCCCCACCUUCCGAAAGCGCCCCCAUCGAGGCCGGCGGGGACGCGGUCCGAGCCGGGGGCACCGCCCCCUCUUCCGCUCAGCAGCAGCUUGAAUGCGGCGACGCGAACGGUCAGGAGCUCCCCGAAAAUCCCUGCGACUGUCACAGGGAGCCGCCCCCCGAAACCCCAGACAUCAACCAGCUGCCGCCGUCCAUCCUGCUUAAGAUAUUUUCCAAUUUGUCCCUGGAUGAACGUUGCCUUUCUGCAUCAUUGGUUUGCAAGUAUUGGCGUGACCUUUGUUUAGAUUUCCAGUUUUGGAAGCAGUUGGAUCUUAGUAGUCGUCAACAGGUCACUGAUGAAUUAUUGGAAAAAAUUGCAUCAAGAAGUCAGAAUAUAAUAGAAAUCAACAUUUCUGAUUGUCGCAGUAUGUCUGACACUGGCGUUUGUGUUCUAGCAUUUAAGUGUCCUGGACUACUUAGGUAUACAGCGUACAGGUGUAAACAGCUUUCUGACACCUCUAUUAUUGCGGUUGCCUCUCACUGUCCUUUACUUCAAAAAGUACAUGUAGGCAACCAGGACAAACUUACUGAUGAAGGACUCAAACAGCUGGGAUCAAAGUGCAGAGAACUCAAAGAUAUUCAUUUUGGCCAGUGUUACAAGAUCUCAGAUGAAGGCAUGAUCGUCAUAGCAAAGGGCUGUCUGAAACUACAAAGAAUAUACAUGCAAGAAAACAAAUUAGUGACAGACCAGUCAGUGAAAGCAUUUGCUGAGCAUUGUCCUGAACUUCAGUAUGUUGGCUUCAUGGGUUGUUCAGUGACUUCUAAAGGAGUCAUCCACCUAACCAAGCUAAGAAAUCUUUCCAGCUUGGACCUACGUCACAUCACUGAAUUGGACAAUGAAACUGUGAUGGAAAUUGUCAAGAGGUGCAAAAAUCUUAGCUCUCUCAAUCUCUGUCUCAACUGGAUCAUAAAUGACAGGUGUGUGGAGGUCAUUGCAAAGGAAGGACGGAACCUAAAAGAACUGUAUUUGGUGUCCUGUAAAAUCACAGAUUAUGCAUUGAUAGCCAUUGGGCGAUACAGCAUGACAAUAGAGACCGUGGAUGUGGGGUGGUGUAAAGAAAUUACUGAUCAAGGAGCCACCCUGAUUGCACAAAGCAGCAAAUCUCUGAGAUAUCUGGGGCUGAUGAGAUGCGAUAAAGUGAAUGAAGUCACAGUUGAACAGCUGGUGCAGCAGUACCCCCACAUUACCUUCAGCACUGUCCUGCAGGACUGCAAGAGGACCUUGGAGAGAGCUUAUCAGAUGGGCUGGACCCCCAACAUGUCGGCUGCCUCCUCCUAAUGUGCAUGCCCAUAUAUGGGUUCACUUUGGUCGUUCAGCAGGGGCAGAGAAGUGUAGAUUUGAAAUGGGUGAUCUCUUGGAAAGGUUUUAACUAUCACCUGUCUGUGUCUGUACCAGUGUGUAUAUUUGUGUCUUGUUUGCCUACUGCAUAGCAUAAGUGCACUUGUUAUUUGUUCCCAGGUGAGCUGGCUUUUUUUCUUAAAAAUUGAAGAUUACAGAAGCCACAAAUCUUAGUUUUUAAGUGUAAAGGCUUAGUUCUUUAAACAGUAUUUUUAAUAGAAAGUCAAGGAAUUGGAUUAUUACUUUGAGCAUCUGAUUUCUGCCAUUUUUUAAAUGCCCCCCAAAAAAAGAAGUAUUUCUUUUUUGAUGAAUGGGGAUUGUGCACUUCUACAAGUCAGACUAGAAGGGAUGGUUUAUUAAUUGGAAGCCUGUGAAUUAGUGAUCUUCAAAAUUCCAAGCACAUGUGCACGUAUAUUUAUACUCUUGUGUACCUACCCUGCAGGUACACAGACACAUUAGGGUGGUUUCUUUGUAAACCACUUCCUGACAGUGGAGACUUCCUCCAGGCUACUGAGGGAACACAUCAUCUGCUCUGGCCCCACCUAACUCAGUGUGUCCAUGAUGGGCAGCUGUCUAUCUGGUGGGUGAUUUAGGGACUAGAAAGAAUAAAGCCUUUUGUAAAUUUUUUAUAUUGAUGAAACAAUCUGAACUCCCUUGGCCAGCUCACAGAAGUUAAUUACUCUACACAUACAUUCUGUUGAGUACUAAAUAUUUUAGUUAGUUUUACAUUAACAUUGUGUUAGCUUUUAUUUUGUGGAUAGCGAGUGAUUGGAAUAUAUCUUAAUGAUAUUUGGAGCUAAUCUGAGCAUUAUCCACAAUGAAGCCACCAAUGUGAUUAAUGGUGUGUAGUAUUUUAAUAGAUCUACAGAUCAUUUCAUUAUUUUGUUAAUUUUGAUAAUUAUGAAAGUAUGUUUCUGAUAUUUAAUAGACUGCUCAUGAGUGAAAUAUAAGAAAACAAUGUUUCUAUUGAAAUUUUUUCUUUUGCUUUGCUUUAGGUUUUAGAACAGGUUUUUUGAUAUGUGCAUGUUAACUUUUUUUUUUAAUAGUUUCUAUGCUACUGCAAAGAUCUAUUGCUAGCUACUGUAUGAGUUAAAAAGAAAAAUUAGAAAAUCUGUUCAUUAAGAUUCUGUUUACACUUGCCAGAAGUAUUUUUUAGUUGAAGAUUGCCAGCUUUCAGUUAAGACAGUAUCUAUCAGUAAAUGAAUAUACAUUUGAUUUCACACAUCUUUACAAUUAAUUCAUUGUAGGGACUCAGGCUCCAAUAAACUUUCCUGUGUCUGGAUUUAUAAUCAAGACUACAGGGAGCCUUUUUAAGCUAAAGAGUGAUUAUCUUUCAUAGUAGAAAUAAAAAUAAAGCCCUAAUUUGUGAAUUUGUUAUUUAUUCCUUCCUGAUAUGGACAUGUUAUUUUGUCUUUAACAGAAAUAACUGAGGUUUGAGUUCAUUUCUUAUAUAUCUGAAUAUUGUUAAAAUGUAAGAAACAAAAGAUAGCCUUACAUAUAAGUGUCAUUCAUGUAUUUGUACUGACUUCUUUUUGGUAAACAGCUGUUUCUUUUGAUUAUGUCAACAUAUUUCUGAUGUGGCAAUUUUUGUUUUAGUUCCAAUCACUUCAGAAAAUGUAGUCAGUAAACACUAAGAAUAUUUUCCCACGGCUAAAUAGAUUACUAAUUUAAUUUGAAGGGAGUAAAAUUUGUGUAACAAAAGACUUUAUCAUUAAUAAACUAUAUUUCUUCUUACACAGUGAACUAUGUCAUUUUCAUACCCAUUUCUCCACCACUGAAAAAUCUUACUUCACAACAUUUAAAUUGAAUUUUAACCCAAAACUAAUUUAUAAGACCGUAUGUAUAGUAAUAGUAGCUUCAGUGAAUAAAAAAUGUUUAAUUUUAUAUAUGUCACACUAUAUUUUAAAUAAUUUUAAAAGGGACAAAAGGGAAAACAAUCUAUGGCAUAGAUGGUAUAACUUCAGUUCAAAGUUGUAAUAAUCUUUGGAACAUUACAGUUGGGUUGUCAAAUGGUUUCACAGCAUAUAAUUGAUUUUUAAAAUGUCUCAUUGUUUUAAAGUACAGCACUAAAACAUGCUUUAGCUUGGGGUGGGGUGGGGUGGGGUGGGGACUGCACUUAUUCUCUAAAAUGUCAGCUAAUUCAGAAAGCCUGAUGCAACAUAACCUGGAAAACUGCUUUGGUACAUUUGUAGAAAUCUGCAGAAAUAUCGUAUCUAGCCUCAAAGCAUUAAUCUCAAAAAACAGCCAGGAAAAGCAUCACCCUGAGUGAUUCUGUGAUGGUUGUUGAAUGUGUUCUCAUUAGAUGCUUUAAAAUGAGGCUUGAAAUAAUUUUCUAGGCAAUAUAAUUUUUUGGUUUUGUUUUCUGUUUGCUUAGAAUGUCAUAAAUACAUGUGAACAUGUUUAAAGCAGGGCUUUUUAUCCUCUCCAAAAUGUCAACAGUAUUUUCAGAAUAAAACCUAUGAAAUACAUUGCUGUAGUGGAAAACUCGUUCUUUGUCUUUAAUGUCUUUUUGAGUGGAUAAAGAAAAUCACCCAGUUUGUAGUUUCUAUAUUUCUGUGAAUCUUUUGACCUUGCAAUGGGUUGCAAUAAAAGAGAAACAAAACACUGUAUCUUUUGUUUUAUUUUAGAAACAAUAAAUGGCCUCUCCAUUACUGAGUAUGACGCA
Messenger RNA from Cavia porcellus (domestic guinea pig), 4964 nucleotides. RefSeq names its product F-box and leucine rich repeat protein 17 (gene Fbxl17). Gene Ontology annotation, molecular function: protein binding. The transcript is spliced from 9 exons. The coding region runs from base 143 to 2239 and encodes 698 amino acids. Gene Ontology annotation, biological process: SCF-dependent proteasomal ubiquitin-dependent protein catabolic process. The record is from RefSeq and is a predicted model, not a curated record. Gene Ontology annotation, cellular component: SCF ubiquitin ligase complex. NCBI's taxonomy places the organism in Eukaryota, Metazoa, Chordata, Mammalia, Rodentia, Caviidae.